Rotaria sp. Silwood2 is the source of this 2328-nucleotide messenger RNA. The record is from the annotation of a GenBank genome assembly. Lineage: Eukaryota; Metazoa; Rotifera; Eurotatoria; Philodinida; Philodinidae.
AUGGCAGGCAGAAUUUGUAAUUGUUUGAAUGUUGCCAUUAAUCAUAUCAUUUAUCUUUUCUUUCAGGUGUCACAUAACAUAGCGUAUAAUGCUUUUGCACAUUUUGCUGGAAAAACGGCACCAAUAACAUUGAAUUAUGACGAAGAAAAAACACUUGACAAAAAUCAUUCACAUUUUCUUCUACUAGACAAUGGUCGUGUAGAUUGUUAUAUUGAUGAUCGUCCUCGUUCUGAUUUUGUCAAGGAUGUAUGCGCUGAAUUUCAAUGCCAGGCUAUAACAAUCAUUGUUGAAGGUGGUUUCAAUACCCUGGAAGUGAUUAAACAUGAUCUAAUGGCUAAACGACCAGUAAUCAUCAUUCACGGUAGUGGCCGUUUGGCAAAUGUUCUUGGCACAUUACUCGAAACCUCGAACAAAGGAACUAUACCUAAAGAAAAUGAUGUGAAAGAACAACUAGAAUCAGCUUUUCACGAACAUUGGUCUAAGCUUAAAAAAGACAAAGAAAAAGAUGCAAUGGACAUCAUCGAUAGUAUUAGAAAAUUGUUCGAACCAGAGCAGCGCGAGCAUCUGAGUGUAUUUUACCUCGAACGUGAUCCAAGUCUUACUGAUACUAUUUUUAAAGCGGUGGAUACUGCUCAAACUAAUGCAGAACAACAGGAAAUCUUCCUCAAAUUAGCUAUCAGCUGGAAUUAUGUUGGUAGAGCAGAAUCUAUGCCUAAACGUUUCGAAGAUAGUCCGAAACUGUUCUGUAGUUUAUUUGAACAAGCAUUGAAAGAAAAUCGACCAGUAUUCGUUGAUUAUUUUCUAAGACAAAAUCAUAAUCCUGUUCAAACAACUGAAUAUCUUAAGCGUUCUGAAAGCUUGAAAAAGGCAAUAAGUAGUGGCAAUGAAUCUGAUUCAGAUCUUAAUACAAGUCAGUCAGAAAAAAAAUUAUCAGAAAAUGAAACGAACUCCGAAGAGAAAAUACUGGUGGAAUGCGCUCUCAAAUUUGUCACUGAUGACCUCUAUCAAAGUGUUCAGACACAUAUUGAUCAUUGGAGUACUCCAAAGACAUCAAAGGAACUUGAUGCAAAAUAUACACAAUUAAUUGGACCAUUUGUUAAUUCAUUCUAUUUCGAGCAAAAAACAGGCAGUCAACUUUUGCAAGAUAUCAAAGCAUUUGUCUAUCGUGAUGGUAUGCAUGAAAUUGACGGAAAGUCGCCGAAAGAAAACGAUAGAAAGGAAUCGUACGCAACUAAUACAUGCAAUAAACCAUUCAGUAGCCAAGAAAUGUUUCGUGAACUUUUUCUAUGGAGUGUGUAUGUUGGCUAUGCUGAUAUUGCUUUUGUUCUUUUGUUACAACUUGAAUCACGAGUGGGUGCAGCGUUGAUUGCAGCUGGCAUGGCUCAGCAUCUAUCUUUAUUUGCUGGUACUUUGGAUGUACGGCAUGCAUACAAUGAACAGGCAAAAGAUUAUGAAACAUAUGCCACAGAUUGUAUUAACGCCUGCUAUAGACAUAAUGAACGGCUCGCUUGUCAGCUUCUUUUACGUGAAAAUCCACUUUUUGGAAAUAUCACUUGUAUGCAACUGGCUGUUGAUUAUUACACGCGAAUGUUGGAAAGAUGGCAUCGACCAGGCAUAUGGAUGAUUCCCAUAUAUGCAAUGCCAUAUAUUCUUUUUUAUAUUGGCAUUAUACUUUAUUUUCGAUCAGAAAAUCGACUAGAUCUAUUUACAGAUGCAAGGAUUAUUCUGGCCAUCGAUCUUGAACUUUGGUAUCUCUUCUCAUUACGCUUUGUUAGCGCUAUUAAACUAUUAGGACCAAAACUUUUCAUGAUUCGAAAUAUGUUACGCUAUCUAACUGGUUUCAUGUACAUAAUUUUUGUUUGCAUCGCUGCCUAUGGUGUAGUUUCUCGUGCUCUAACUAUGUAUGACGAAUUAGAAUUUACAGCCAGAAGUGUCCUUACAGCUAUAUUCUAUCAACCUUAUUGGUUCUUGUAUUCAAUUGUUGAUCAAGAGAAAUCUCAUCUUGAUGAUAUCAUAUCUAAUGGAACUUCAUCAGAGGCAGUGGCAGAAGCCACUGUUACUCAUGUACUGCUGGCUUUUCACAUGCUCUUCAUUAAUAUUUUGAUUCUCAAUUUACUUAUUGCCGUGUUUAAUUUUACAAUCAAUGAAGUUCAAGACAAGAAUGAAUACAUUUGGCGUUAUCAAAAAUAUGAAUUAAUUCGUGAAUAUUUUGAAAAGCCAUUAUUUACCUUUCCACCUCUUUCACUUCUUGCUUAUAUUGGAUGGAUCAUCAAUGCAGUUAUAUUUCAGGGUACAACUUUCCGAGUGUUUAGUGAGUACAAUGAUUAA